This is a messenger RNA of Ipomoea triloba (trilobed morning glory), 1838 nucleotides long. RefSeq lists its product as uncharacterized. Bases 231 to 1538 code for a protein of 435 amino acids. NCBI's taxonomy places the organism in Eukaryota, Viridiplantae, Streptophyta, Magnoliopsida, Solanales, Convolvulaceae. The transcript has 4 exons. The record is from RefSeq and is a predicted model, not a curated record.
UUGUCGAAAACCACUAACUCUCUCAACUCCAUCUUCCCCGCGCCGUCCUCUUGCGCUCGAUCUCCGCUCCAUAAUUUCCCAUUUCCUUAGCCUCCUCCAUCGAUUUCUUUUCCUCAGAAAUCUCCGCACUGUUACGUUAUGCUCCUAUAGAUUUUAUUUAUUCUCUAAGGUUAUUUGAGUUCAACUUCUCUUCAAUUCUUCCCACCAAGAAGAGAAGAGAAGAGAAGAGAAUGUGUGAGAAAGAAGAAGAAGCUUUAUGCAGUGAUGAGGAGAGACCUGCUUUAGGUUUGAAACUAAAGAAGACUCCAUCUUUUAUUGAAGAACUCGAAAGAAAGUUGUUAUCCCAAGACGAGAACAACAACACAAACAAUUCAAUGUUUGAUGAGGGUGAAGAAAACCAUCCACCACCUCAGCUGAUGGAUUCUAGUCCGGAUUUUAUGUCCCAGCCAAUGCACGAGAAGCUCAAGGCUUCCAACUUCUCAGCUAUCAUGUUAAGAAUAGGAGGGUUUGAGAGGGUUUCUAGACAUGAGAGUGAUUUGGUGGCUAAAUUAUACUAUGCGAAGCGCAAAUUGGUUUGGGAAUUUUUGGAAGGGCCAUUGAAGAAGAAAAUUGAGAUACAGUGGUCAGACAUUGGGGCUAUGAGAGCCACCAUUGAAGAUGGUCAACCAGGAGUCUGGGAGAUUGAGCUGAACCAACCUCCUUUGUUUUUUCAUGAGACCAAUCCCCAACCUCGAAAACACACUCUUUGGCAGCCUGUGGGUGACUUUACAAAUGGUCAUGCUUCUCGAAUCAGGAGGCAUUUUGUGAAAUUCCCUCGAGGAGUGCUGGAUAAGCACUACGAGAAACUGUUGCAAUGUGAUCCACGCUUACAAAUGUUGAGCCAACAACCAUUUCCCACCCAAAAUCCCAACAUAUUUUUCCUCCAACAACCAACCAAUAAUUCCUCGUACGAGGUUUCGGAUUUGUGCCUUGAUUUCCAACGCAACGCCAUGCCAAACCCCCUCAAUAUCCUUACACACACAAACCCAUAUAUUAAUAUUCCUCAAAACAACAACUACAACUACACCUGGUUCUUAAACGCAACAAAGUUGCCUCCCAACACCAACACCAUCACCACCAACAUCGUCAAUGCCUUCAACAACGAAACCCAAUCCUCCUCGUCCACUUUCCCCUUACCAGACACUUGUGUUUACCCAACACAUGAAUAUCCCAUGAACCCAAUCUGUAACUAUCCCAAUCCGAACAAUCAUCUGAUCGAUAAUCAAGUUGUAACUUAUAACAACCACCAAACAAUGGCGGUGGUAAAUUCAGUCCCGGGUGGUAAUAACAACUUCCACCCUAACAUGGAUGCUGUAUUGAGUUUCUACCCUAACAAUCUCCACAAUAACGUGUCUAAUGGGCAGGCCUUAGAGACUCAUCAUCAUGUGGCACAAGGGACACUAUAUCAUGGAAGUCCUUGGGUGCCUUCUCACUUUACAAAUGGAGACCAUUCACCAGCUGGUUCCAACGGAGAAGAUUCGGGUCGUCACCUGCAAUAAGGAUGUAUCCAAAUCAAGAUUUUAGACGACAGGAUUGAGUGGUAGUCUUUAUUUUCCCUUUGUAAUGUACAUUGGGAAAUUGGGAAUAGGAUCGGAUCGGAACGUGUUUUUCAUGCAUCUCCUAGUCCAAGACUCCUAGCUAGCUAGGUUAGUUGGUUUCAAUUAUUCCAUGCAUCUCAAUAUCUUUCCGUACUUCCUCUUUCUCUAAUUUGGAUUUCUAUUCAUCAUUCUUGAUAUGAUGGAUGAAAUGACAGGACAUCAUGUAAUAUUUGAAGUUGUUUUAUAUCUUGGUUUCCCUCA